AUGACCAGUGAAGGAACUGACCGAGAUCAAGGACUAUUGGCACUGCUAAGAUCGGUUGGUGCAAGACUGUUUUCCGCAUCAAACGUAACUUUUCACAAUGAACAAGAAAAAGUAGACGAAGAAACAGACUUUCUUGUUGGAAAACUCGAGAAAAACGACAGCAUUAUCUGCUCCUAUCUCACAGAACCAAGACUUCAAGAGUUAGGAAAACUCAAAACCGCGAGAGGUUUCACCCUUAAAGAUGGAUUACGCCGUGGAAUUCGCGAGAAAGAUAAGAUAGGAAUUCUUGCUGGGGAUGAGGAAUCAUACGUGUUAUUUCAAAGCGUUUUUGAUCGGCUAGUCAGAGACAUUCACGGAGUUAGCGCGGAUCAUCUACAAACAACAAGACUUUGUGUAGACGCCCCUAACAAUUUUUUGCUUGAUAAACCACAAGUGCUCUCCUGCAGAUUACGGGUGCUCAGGUCUUUAAAAGGUCUUCCAUUCUCCUGGUUCUGCACUAAAGACCAAAGACUUUUUGUCGAGGCAAUCGUGACAGGAGUUUUGGAUAAACUAAAAGGUAGUUGUAGCCUGCUAGCAAGUUUAUCACAGUCCCCUCGAUAUUUUUUUCACGAUAUGAACUAAAAUGGUAUCAUCUAAUGACAAAAAAAUCACUUUUCACUCGCGUGUUCCAUGAAAAUGAAAACCAGCCUCUUCAUGUUGAAAACAGCUGGCUCAAACGCGAAAAAAAGGCGGGAAAAGCUAAUCACGUGGUCGCCUCUGCUUUGAGAGCCUUGACCAUAACAAAAGCAACAAAUUCUAUAUUUGAUUUAAUAUUUACAUUAAUUAAAAACCCAACGAAAGAUAUUUUUCUAAUACCCCUCAGCCUUAUAGAAAUUCCAAUCAAGCUUCCUACCUUUCAUCUAUUUUUCUGCCCCCCCCCCCCACAGAAAUGUUUGAUCCCGUCUAUGGGUACGAUGAAACAUGGGGCAAAUACGAGAUGCAGGAAGGUUGCUUUACGGCUGCAUGUUUGAUAUUCCCAAUCGCCUAGGCUUGUAACUCAUUACUACCGGUAUUUACAUUUCAAUUCUGAAAAUUAGACAGUCUUCAGGGUAAAUACAUUCCUCUGAGCCGGCUUCAAGACCAGGAGCUCAAUCACAUUCUUGAGGUCCAUCACUUGUUUUUAAAGCAACGAUGUUUUACAAACCGCGUGUGGAAAGAAGGGCGAGGCAUAUGGUAUGACGUUCAAAACCGUCUGUUGGUUGUGGUAAACGAGGACGAACACAUGAAGGUUAUUUGCCAGAAAUUUGAUGGUGACCUAUGGGCCGUAUUGUCAACUCUGAAAGGAUUGCUUAUUGAGAUAGAAAACUUCCUUAGCAAGGAUGGAUACGAGUUUAUGCGAACGCAUCACUAUGGAUACCUGGCUUCCAGGCCUCUAGAACUUGGCACCUCACUUCGUGUAAGCGUCAAUGUGAAACUACCUUUAACUUCAAAGGUGAUGAUAAAUGUUAGCUAUAACAUUUUUUUAGGUUCAAUUCAGUUCAGUUCACAACAGAACUGGAAAAGGAGGAAAAUAAAGUAAGUUAAGCAUUAUAUAUGUAAAUAAACAAAUGAUGCGAUAAUUUUAUGAAAUAAGGCUCAGUAUAAAUAUACAUUUACCCUUUUAGCCACAAAAUCGAUUUAAUCCUAAAUUUGAGAGCUCACAAAAUUGCAUCGGCAUGGCUAUAAGUAACCUGCGAUAGAGCGGUCCUUUUCCCCUUUUUCUUUGAAAGGCGAGGGGGGGAAAGACAUAAAGGUUUCUUUUUUCCCUAGUUGCCCGUACGUCCGCAGGUUACAGCAUGAGGUCAUUGUUGGUGAAGUUUAUAGAGAUUAAUUGAAUGGCAAAUUUUAAGAUGCAAUUCUCAGGCUUCAGUUUUUACAAUGAGGGAGUGCUCUGAGGCAAAGCUAAAGAAAGUAAGUGACAUGCUGCAGAGACAACAAUAAACAACCAACAGCAACAAUGGACCUUACCCCUAAAACAAUAUAGCUGCUUGCUAUUCGAAGUUCCAAUGAAUUUCGAGGUUCUAGAGAAUUUUCAGUACUAUCCGAAUACGGUUUGUAUACAGCCCUCCGUUCUAUUGGGUGGUGCAAUAGUCAUCAAUUUUUUUUUUUUCAGGAUGCCAGACUCCCAUUUGUUUUAAAGUCUUUUGGUCUACGACGUGAAAAAUCAGGUCAGUGACCCAAUUUACAGCUGUAUUAAAAAUAAACCAUUUAGGCCAAGCUGAGGCCCCCAGGGCCAACAAAAAUUAUUUUUGAGGCAUUCCCUCACCCCUCUUAUCCGAUAUUAGGAAAUGGAUAUAAGCUGAGCGGGUUUCCCACUUUACAGAAGAUCUGAAUCUUCUACUUCUGAGACUAAAAAUCAUGGAUAGUUGCAUGAAACGAGGAGAUACAGUGGUAUUAAAGACUAUUAAAGUGCCUUUGUUUUUUCUUUUCUUACAGGGCUACGUUACUCAGAUCCUCAAGCAUGUCGAAGAAAAAUAUUUGAAGUGUCAAAUGAUAAAAGAAUGGGAGAAAACGAAGUGAGAACAUGUGUUUUCAGUAAUAUAAAGCUGUUUUAAAGUGGUGAUUACUGUAAUACCGAUUUUUCUAUUCUUAUUUGCUAAGGCUGCCUACUGCAUGUAAGUUUUCUCUGUAGUUUGCAUUCUUUAUUACAACUAAAAGCUAAUAUUAAUUGUCAUGACAAACCUAAUGCCACUUUAUCGUUAAGUUUUUAUCGUUUUUUUAAGCAUGUGCCCAGGGGAGUCCAACGACCGAAUGCUUCCAACUACGUUAAAAGUGUCUCAAAUGGUUUAAUUUAUCUGUCUGGAUGUCUUAGAGCAUAGUUAUUAGAGGAGACUGGUUAUAAAAGAAGGCAAACCGGCAAAUUCAAAAACAACAGUGCUGCUUUUUAUGUUGGAAGCUUUCUGACGGUACACAGUCCUUUGCCUUUUUCUGUUGGCAAAAUGUGACCAGAAACCUAGACCUUGUCCAGGCGCGGAUCCAAACCGGUUUCCACCGUUUUACGGAAAUCGGUCAGAUUUUUCAUAAUAAACAUAUUUUUAAUAAUAAUAGUAGAACUUUCCAAGUUGAAAUCUGGAAAAUGGUCUGGACAAAUGUUUUCUUUUUCCAGUUUCCGGGCAUUAGACAGAAACCGGGGAAAGGGAACUUCAGAGAGUUAAAACCCAAAAAAAUUCCUGGGAGUGCAUCCGGGCUCCCCUAGAAGCUUGCUCCCUCGGCCCCUCGUUUAGGAAAUCGGUCAGUAUUUAUCCUAGAUCCGCGCCUGUUGUCACGGUUUUGAAAGCCGGCCAUGUUGACGAGUAGGUAGCCGCGUGAGAAAUUAAAGUUUUUGUAUGCCAAUCUAAUGUCGAAUAAUUUCCGUAAAACGGCUCUUCCUGAAAACUGAAAAUAUGAAUUGUAAACUAAAGCUUCACUCCUAACGAUUCUACUGAAAAAAUCUGAGGGCGUUACAUGCAGCUACAAGCGCUAGAACCACUUUCUAAACAUUUGUCGGUAAGAAUUUCUCUUCCUGCCAACUAAUUAUUGAUCACAGUUACGACAGUUACGGCCCUAAAAAUUUGUUAGUAAAAUCCUUUGCUGUGUACUGGUGUAGCUUUAGUUAACAUCGAUUUUCCAUUCACAUUUUUUUUCAGAACAGUUGUUUUAGGAAAAUUAUUCGACAUUAGAUUCUCAUACAAACACUGUAAUUUCUCACGCGGCUGUCUACUCGUCAAGAUGGCUUCCAAAACCGUGACAAGGCCUAUUAAUGGUGCGUUUUUAUUGGUCAGUAAGAUCAAAAUGUUAGGAAUGCUAUUGAACGUUGUGCAUCGUCAGGUCCACAAAAACAUUAUUACAAUGGAGUCUGACGGACUUCAUAACCAUUCCACAUUUUAGCUACAAGCUUAGGGGAACUUUGGGCGUCUUUUUUGUCUCAUCCGAAGAAAACUGCAUGUUAGCUACCCUGAGGGUCCGGUCGAAACUUCGAAGACAUGGAUCAGCCGGCCGUACUUUAAUACAUUAGAAAACUCUAUGGGACGUUUUGUCUCAAUACCAAUAUUUCAAAUUUUUAAACAAUAAUCGCAAUAUCUUGGUAAUAAAAUUGUAAAAAACGCAACUUCCGAAAAUCGUAGGUAAGUUAGUAAAAAUAUCUUGGACGAAUGUGACGGUUAUCCAAAAAUUACAGAAAAAAGUUCUUGGGUGCCCCUACGUGCUGUCAAGUUACACUCCAUCGUGAUCUCCCUAUCACGUUCGCGAUUCAUACUUUACUUGAAAUAUGUGAAUGACCGUGAAUUGCAGAGCCCUGCACAAGUAUUUUUCUUGAUACUUUAAUCAUUACUUUAACACUAACUAGAAGAGAUAUCUGUGGACGUUGUUGUUCAUUUGUAUCCUUGGUUUAAUUUUAUUUUUCUUUCGUGCAUUCAGGAAAAAUUAAAUUUCAAACUUAAGGUUAAAAUUAAACCUCAAUGUUAUUUUUAUUUUGUCAGGUGGAACUCAUUCAUCAAUUCAUUACUGGCGUGACUCGUCUCAUUGAAAUGGAAGAACUUUUAACAAAAAAUCUUCAGCUGGACACGUUUAUCACCGACAUUGUUAAAAAUACGCACAACACAAGAGAUUAUUAA
This is a messenger RNA of Porites lobata, 4610 nucleotides long. The record is from the annotation of a GenBank genome assembly. Lineage: Eukaryota; Metazoa; Cnidaria; Anthozoa; Scleractinia; Poritidae.